Messenger RNA from Caenorhabditis remanei, 912 nucleotides. RefSeq lists its product as uncharacterized. The transcript is spliced from 5 exons. The coding region runs from base 1 to 912 and encodes 303 amino acids. The record is from RefSeq and is a predicted model, not a curated record. NCBI's taxonomy places the organism in Eukaryota, Metazoa, Nematoda, Chromadorea, Rhabditida, Rhabditidae.
AUGUUGGCUCGUCCAUUCAUUCACAACUAUAACAUUUCGUUUAUCUAUUUCAGUCUAUCCGUGGAUAUUUCCACGUGGAGAUACCUAGUUCAGGCAUUGUUAGUUGCUUAUUCUGGUAUUUAUUCUUCAUUAAUUUCAUUUGUGGCUGUUCAAUUCAUUUAUCGGUAUUUGGUUCUUGUCAACACACAAAUCUUGGAGAUCCUUUUCCAUGGCUGGAAAUCUGUGGUCUGGGUUUUCUAUGUUACAUUCUUUGGGGUUGCCUGGAGCGCCUUGGUCUACUUCUGCCUGUAUCCCAAUAGUUAUUCCAAGGAUUACAUCAGGGAAGAAUUUGAGAAAGUUUAUAACAUCAGUGUGGACAACUCUGCAAUAUUUAUUCUAGUUGCAUAUAAUAUUGAUCAAUCAACCAACGAGUACAAAUUACGAUGGCAAAGUGUCACUAUGAUAGCUGGAACUGUUUCAAUUCUGCUGAUUCAAUACGCUAUAAUGAUAUUUUGUGGAACAUCAAUGCAUUUGCAGAUGAACGAAAAGCUAAAGAACUUCUCAGAUGUACAUCAACGUCUUCAGAAGCAAUUCUUUAAGACACUACUUCUUCAAAUAGGCGUUCCCACCGUAUUGUUCCAUAUGCCUAUAUUUCCAGUACUUUUAGCACCGUUCUUCAACUUCAAAUUCUCGUAUCAAACUGGAAUUAUUUAUAGCUUAUUCUGUUCUUAUCCCCCAAUUGAUGCACUUAUUAUUAUGACGGUUGUCUCAGAUUACCGGUCUGCAUUGACAAAACUAUUCGGAGGAAAUCAUCAACAAGUGGCAACAACAACAGGGAGAACGGAAGUGGUAACUAUAACUGACUGGGAUUGGUGUACAUCUUUGCUUUCAGCUAUUAUAGUCAUCGUCAUGCUUCCGUUGUUUGGCAUGUGA